Molecule: messenger RNA, 1200 nt
Organism: Arthroderma uncinatum
Lineage: Eukaryota; Fungi; Ascomycota; Eurotiomycetes; Onygenales; Arthrodermataceae
Product: cell division control protein 12
Exons: 5
Coding region: 1-1200 (399 amino acids)
Biological process (GO): cytoskeleton-dependent cytokinesis
Cellular component (GO): microtubule cytoskeleton; septin ring; septin complex
Molecular function (GO): GTP binding; molecular adaptor activity; GTPase activity
Source: RefSeq, a predicted model, not a curated record
AUGUCCGCUCCAAACAACAUCAGGAUCCGCAAAAAGAAGAAUGUCAAAAAGGGUAUUCAGUUUAGUUUGAUGGUGUGUGGUGCUAGCGGAACUGGUCGCACCACCUUCGUCAACACUCUAUGCGGAAAGCAGGUCCUUCAGGGGAAGGAUGCUGAUGAUGCUGGAAGCGCCCACCUCGAGGAAGGAGUUCGCAUAAAACCAGUUACUGUUGGUAUGCAUAUCUCAACGUACGCUGGACAAGACAACAUCCUCACUGAAGCUAUAGAACUAGAACUUGACGAGGAAGGCACACGCAUUUCUCUCACCAUCGUCGACACCCCCGGAUUCGGCGACCAGAUCAACAACGAGGAGAGCUUUUCUGAGAUCGUUGGAUACCUCGAGCGCCAGUACGAUGACAUUUUGGCCGAGGAGUCGAGAAUCAAGCGUAACCCAAGGUUCCGUGACAACCGUGUCCACGCUCUUUUGUACUUUAUCACACCCACCGGCCACGGUCUCCGCGAGCUGGAUAUCGAACUGAUGAAGCGUCUCUCCCCCCGUGUCAACGUCAUCCCCGUCAUUGGCAAGGCCGAUUCGUUCACACCUGCUGAACUCGCCGAGUCGAAGAAGCUUAUUAUGGAGGAUAUCGAACACUACCGUAUCCCCGUCUACAACUUCCCAUACGACAUCGAAGAGGACGACGAGGAUACAGUUCAGGAAAACGAGGAGUACAGAUCACUCAUGCCAUUUGCCAUUGUCGGUUCCGAGGACGUGCUCGAAAUCGGUGGCCGCAAGGUGCGAGCUAGACAGUACCCAUGGGGUGUCGUAGAGGUCGAGAACCAGCGCCAUUCGGAUUUCUUGGCCGUCCGCAGUGCUCUCCUCCACAGCCAUUUGGCGGACCUGAAGGAGAUUACCCAUGACUUCCUGUACGAGAACUACCGUACCGAGAAACUCAGCAAGAGCGUUGAGGGAGGUGCUUCUGCUGCUCACGACUCUACCAUGAACCCUGAAGACUUGGCCUCUCAGUCCGUGCGCCUGAAGGAGGAGCAACUCCGCAGAGAAGAGGAGAAACUCCGUGAAAUCGAACUCAAGGUACAGCGCGAGAUCAACGAGAAACGACAAGAGCUGUUGGCCCGUGAGAGCCAGCUGAGAGAAAUCGAGGCCCGCAUGCAGCGUGAACAAGCUGCUCAACAGAACCAGGACCCUAACGGAGAAACGGCAUAA